Messenger RNA from Theobroma cacao (cacao), 1203 nucleotides. Its product is annotated as inositol diphosphatase DSP3. Gene Ontology annotation, biological process: protein dephosphorylation. Gene Ontology annotation, cellular component: cytoplasm. The record is from RefSeq and is a predicted model, not a curated record. Gene Ontology annotation, molecular function: phosphatase activity. NCBI's taxonomy places the organism in Eukaryota, Viridiplantae, Streptophyta, Magnoliopsida, Malvales, Malvaceae.
CCAGGACAGACAAUUCCCUCGGGGAAAAGGAGUUUCGUUAAGGAGAGGGAUGGAACUACUAGAAUCCUAACCGACAAGGAACACGUCGUCGUUUUCAGGCUUAAAAGAAGUUAAACCGAAACCGUCUCUAUAAAACCAUUAACCAUACAAGGCUGUUCUUCGUUUUCCAUAAGUAUAUGAUCGCUGCAUUCUAGUUGUUGGUUUUCUUAAUUCUUUUUUUUAUUCCAAAGAGUUUGAUAGCAAGGGCGAGGGGAGGAGAGAUGGGGUUCAUUAUAGAAGGAGACGAAGAGAACGACGUCGUACUGGAGCCGCCGGCUAAUUUUUCGAUGGUUGAAGAAGGCAUUUAUAGAUCUAGUUUCCCUCAACCCUGCAAUUUCGCCUUCUUAGAAACCUUAAAGCUUCGAUCCAUCAUAUAUUUGUGUACAGAGCCAUAUCCAGAAGAAAAUUUGGAGUUUCUUCGAUCUCAUAAUAUCCGGCUUUUCCAAUUCGGGAUUGAAGGGAAAACGGAGCCUUCUGUUGCUACUCUCAAGAAUUCCAUCAGGGGUGCUCUCAAGAUCCUAAUUGAUGUGAGAAAUCAUCCUGUUUUGAUCCAUUGCAAACGUGGAAAGCAUCGCACAGGUAGCCUUGUUGGUUGCUUGAGGAAAUUGCAGAAUUGGUGCUUGUCAUCUGUAUUUGAGGAGUAUCAACGUUUUGCUGGCAUCAAAUCCAGGACUACAGAUUUGAGAUUUAUAGAAACAUUUGAUAUCAUAAGCCUCAGGCAGUGCCUUCACAGCCUCAUUUAUCAGUACCAAGGAUACGGUUCAAAGAAGAGGAGGUUGCUUUACAGCGAAGAGACUGUACAGAAGCCCCAAAUAACCUCGGUUUAAACAAAUCCACACAUUGGUUAUACUCUGGAGUUCAAAAAGUGGUUACUUAAUGUCAGUUUUGCAGUCGCUCAUAUACAACUUUUAAAACACAUUGUGUAAAGUACUUUUCGCUUUCGCCUUCUUGGUGUACUUCUCUCUUUCAAUUUUAGUUCAUACACAUAGGGGAAGUAAUUUUGCACUGUAGUUCUAUUCCACCAUAAGAACAAUUUGCAUUUCAUUGAAAUUUUUACAGGGAGGAUCAAUCAAGAAUUUGUACUCUCUCUCUCUCUCUCUCUGUGAAUGUAUUUCAGUCUGUACUGUCUUUACAGUGAAGUGUUGGGAUAGCAUUCUUUGUUUA